UACUAUUAAUAUUUUGUCUAAUCAAAACAAUUUGGACAAUAACAGUAACCGAAGUACAUAUCAUGUCAAUAAAAAGUGGACGUACUGAUUAUGUGAUUGCUGGUGAAAGUGUACAAUUAUCCUGUCAUUAUAUGUUUACAAAAUCAUAUGAAAGAGUAUUGGCUGUUAAUUGGAAAAAAGAUGGUCAUGAGGUAUUUUUCUCAACACCAAACAAACGUCCAAUAGCAUUAUCAUUAUUUCGUAAUCAUGUUGAUUAUAAUACAAAAGAUCUACUCAACACUGUUACAUUAUUUAAUAUUGAUUUAAAUUUUGCUGGUCAAUAUUCUUGUCGUGUUAUAACCGAAUAUAAUGAAUCGGAAAAUUCUGCACAAAUGAUUGUUAUUGUUGAUGCUUGUAAAGAUUCAAAUUGGAAAACCAAAACCGAUAUGGUCAAUUGUGUUGAAGAGAUUAGUUUUCAUUGUAUUGGAAUGUAUCCAAAACCAUCACCAGCUUGUAGUAUUCAUAAUGAUUUGACUGAUCAAUAUUUUGCUGGUGAAACAUUCGAUAUGAUUGAACGUUUACCAAAUGGUACAUAUGAAAUUGCUAUACAACGACGUUAUUUGGCUGAAAAUUUUACACAAUAUCCUGGGAAACUUUCAUUUCAUUGUCAUUUAUUAGUUUUGAUGACAUCAUGGCGUAUGGGUAUUAAUUAUAAACUAUUUGGUGAUGCUGGUUGUAUUGAUCAACCACCAUCAAUCAAUAAUGGAACCAAACAAUUGAUUGGUGAAAAAACAUGUUGGCAAACACCACGUGAAAAUAGUCGUGUUAAUUAUAGUUGUCAUGAUGGUUUUAAUUUAAUGGGACCAUCAGUAUUAAUUUGUCGUAAUGGUACAUGGAUACCUGAUCCAAUUAAUCUUAUGUCACAACCGGUUGCUGAUUUACGUACAUAUAAUCAACUUCGUUUACCAAUGCCUUAUUGUCAAAUGACUGAAAAUUUAUUAAAAAACGAUUCUAAAUCAAAUCUACCAAAUGUUUUUGCCAAAUUUAAUUGUAAUUUAUUAUUAUUAUUGUUAAAUAUUCUGUUAUUUUUAGCCAAAAUAAAUUGUUGAAAAAUAUAUA
Messenger RNA from Dermatophagoides pteronyssinus (European house dust mite), 1098 nucleotides. RefSeq lists its product as uncharacterized. NCBI's taxonomy places the organism in Eukaryota, Metazoa, Arthropoda, Arachnida, Sarcoptiformes, Pyroglyphidae. The record is from RefSeq and is a predicted model, not a curated record.